This is a messenger RNA of Aspergillus pseudotamarii, 9348 nucleotides long. RefSeq lists its product as uncharacterized. The transcript has 6 exons. Lineage: Eukaryota; Fungi; Ascomycota; Eurotiomycetes; Eurotiales; Aspergillaceae. The coding region runs from base 1 to 9348 and encodes 3115 amino acids. The record is from RefSeq and is a predicted model, not a curated record.
AUGACAAUUCCCAGAAAGUGUUUAGAAUUGAUCUUCAAUCACAUCGUGUUGCCUCCCCGACUCCCCAGUGAACACGACAGUGCUGUGCAUAAUAUUGAUAGACACAUUGCACAGCAUGCCUUGAACGCAACAAAUACACUCCUGGGAGCGUCCGAAAGUGACCACAGGAACGUAUGGGAUAGAGUGAAAGUAUCGCUAGACCUCUGCCAUGCAGUCCACAAAAAUGGUCAUGUAGACCGUUUCGCUCUCAUGGAGGCGUUUUCGAUAAUGGAGAAAGACGUGGGGAUGAUCCUUUACAUAGAAAAGCAGAAUUCCGGACUCUAUAUCCAGCAGGUGAAAGGGGAUGACGGUGUGGAACAAGUGGUUUUUGAAGCCUUCGAAGCCUCUCCAGCUGCGGAAAGUGUCCUCGAAUGCCAAGAUGCCCUACAAUGCGACUUUCCUGGGGGCGCGGUGUCCAUUCCAAUGGCUCGGUUCAAAGAACAAUCUUUCCAGGAGCGUCUAGCAAUAUUUCUGGACCAGGCAAGUGAGGAACGGAUUGAGCGAUUCGCAGCCAGAGCGCGAAAAGCGGGAGCAUCUCUGAUAGAAGCCCGCGACACCCCCAAACCGCAUUUGAUAACACAGAUGCUCAUGACACUCCUAGAGGCACAGGGUUCCCAGAUGUCGGUCCCAAAGCUUCGCAAAAGGGUAAGGGAUGAUGUCUGCUGGACGAACGCUUAUGUUCCUUGGCGCAGGAACCCGUUGUAUUUGGUUAUUCGAGUCUGUAUACAGAGAUUUCUCUACUCCCUGCAUGGUCCUGAGAUUGGGCGGGUGUAUUACAAGUUUCUUAUUUGUGCUAUCCACGCUCAAUUACUUCAAGAGGCUAUGGACGUACUGCCCGUGGAGUCAUGUCAUUUGCUCGUCGCAAAGCUAUCCCGGCGCCUGGCCAAGCUGGAGGUUGAGAGACAAGCUUUAAGAGGGGCAUCAUAUCGAGUGGCCGAAAAUUCAUUUCAAAGUCAUGGAUCUUGGUUUCAGGCUGUCAUUCACGGAGCUACGGGAAUAAUGGAAGAGAAGUGGGUUUCCUUCAAGAGCACUGUCCAGAAGCGCAUCCCAGCCCUGCCUCACCGAGCGCAUCAGCAUGAUCUUCACUUGCAGCUUCCGAACAGUGGUCCUCAUCUUCGCCAGCUCCUUUCACGACCCAAACCUGUCCGUGCGAAAGAGCCUCGACGAACCGCUAAUGUAAAUGUCGACAAUGUCGUGCAUUCUCCAUAUACACAUUUUGCAAAUCGGUACUCUGCCUUGCAAAGAUUGGAUACGCAGUUAAAGGAUAGAUACCAGUUGUCCAAAAUUACAUACCACGAUGAUAAGACGGCAAUAAUUGCGAAAGAAAUUGAUCGUUACCUUGACGAGGUAUCCAACUCGUACGACGAUUGCAUUGAGCAAAAAAGUGCUAUGAUGGUGACUCUCUUCCAGUUGUGGGUGGUCAUGGAUAAAUACGCCGUGCACCAGUUCCCACUACUCAAGGAAUACCGCCCACCCUUUCCGCCAGAAGUGUUAGACAUCUUACAGCUUUCUAAGUACGAUGAUCUAGUUCGGCUUCAGGAGAUACAGCAAUAUCUGCAACAACGUGAGAAGCAGUGUAAAUUCAAAACCCUGACGUUGUUCUCCAACCUCGUGAGCAAUUGCUUCGCGGAUCGAUAUGUUCGCGAUUCCCGAGAUGCUGGCCGGCUGCAACGACUUGAUCGUGAUAUUGCAACCGCAUCUUCUGCGGCAAAGGAACGGAAGAAGGCGGAACUGAGCCGAAUCAAUGAGCAAUACUCAAGCCUUUCCCAGAGGAUUACAACUGCAAUCUGCACUCGAAAACAAGGUCAACCUGGCAUUGGUUGUACCCAUUGCAGGCUCAAGAAGCAGCGAAAGAAGCUGCAAAUAACGGUCCAUGAAGACUUUCUACCCGAGGAGAGCUCAAAGCAAGGCAUUCUUCAACGGAGAGCGAUCCUUUUCGAGCUUGGCAUGCCGCCCUGUUUGGCCGCAUAUCGGGACACAUCAUGGCGGAUAAUAACCAAAUUUGGAAGACCGAGAGAUGAACGUAUGGAGACAGGCUCACCUCCGCCGAGGGAGCUUUUGUCCCGAUGGGACCCUCUAAGACCAUACGCCCAUCAUCACCAAUUACGGUUCCAUUUAGCAUCCACGACGAAACCUUUCCUUGUCUCCCACUAUAAAGGAUCAGCACUCCCGGUCACGAGCGCCCAGGUACUUCUUCCCUUCGGGCUUCAAUUAUCAUACUAUGAUACGAGGGAGGAGAGAUGGGCAUCGCAUUUGUCAUCGGGGUUCACCUUCGCAUAUUCAUUUGGACUCCACCAAUCAAUUCUCACCCUACUGGGACCCGAAAAUGCUUCGGAUUUCGCGGCAGAUGCAGAUGGACGGUCAUCCUACAAAGUAAUGAGUGUUCAGAACAGCUCGCCAGGCAGCCUGACUGCUCAUGAAUACAUGGCAUAUCAGAAUUUACUUGCGGGCAAGGCCUCUCGUUGGCUAUCAAUGCUCCGCGAGUUGGGCUCAUCAAAUAUAAAUUUCAGCUCCGAGCCAACUAUGCAUCUGUUCAACUAUCUUGCGAUGCAAGUCGGUCCAAGCGGUAGCGGAAGACGUUUGCGAAAGGUCCACGAGGUCUUCGAAGACGCCACGUUUUGUGCUCGGCUGGCAACCCAAAUUGAGAGUUUAUUACAAGGAAUCUCGGAUAAUUGGCGAGAGUCGCUCUGCAUGGAGGCAUUGAUAACGUUUGUGCUUCGUCUUUGCUCACUCGGGCCGACGCAAGCAGCUACAGAAGGCAGCAGACUUCUACGAAGAGUACGGGAAAUUACAUUACGAUGGAUACACCGAAUACGUGAGGAGAUAGGCCAGGCAGAAAAUUCAGAUGCUGUGCAACAGCUCGGCAAUUAUACAUUAUUAGCUGGGCUCUUAUGUAAAAGGACAUUCGCAGCUGAUUGUGGUGACUUACAGGAUGAGGGUGCUUUGGAAAUGUUUCUCCGCGCUUGCUUGGCAAUUUCAGAAAACAUGACGCUUACUCCUGAACAGCUCCCAGCCGCAGUCAGAGGAAUGCUUAUACGUGAUAUUCAGAUGACUGUGUCGAUGCACGGGCUGCUCCAGAGCACGAUCCAAUCCCAUCCAGAAAGUCUGCAGCAUGCCAUCAGCAGUGUGUGGCCUGAAACCGCAGAUCGCCAGAGGACGUAUCAUCCUUGGAGAUUCAUCUCGAAAUCUGAUAUGUGGAUGGUCUCAACCGCGAAUGCAUCAGAGACUUCCAGAUCACAGCUAGUCCAUUACCAUAUCUUAGACGGGCAUCUCCUUGUAGACCUAAAACCCGUCGGCAAAUUACCGGCUGAGAUACGGGCCGCAAGUAGUGUCCAAGAGCUAUUUGGAACUCAGCAACUACUCGUUUUCCCAUCCGCCUUGAAAGGUAUGACAUAUGUGCUAUCCACGCUCAAGCACGGACAUCAAAUACAUUUCGGAAUGCAAGAAGGUAAGGUUGUGAUACGGGCCCGCGUCCGAGGCACCACCCUUCAAUUUUUGGAGAGAACAAUUUUUGGCAUCGGCACUAUACCUGAUGUACCGACUCCGCUCCUGAACGAACAUUUCCACUGGCUAGAUUUGGCUUCAGGUGAGGUGGAAUUCAGAAGACGGGCCCACAUGUGGUGGCAUAAACGUCCUAGAAAUUGGAUGCUUAACGUGAGCACACGUCAGGCGGCACGCGGACAAAGCCUCCUGGUCGAUCCCCACAGCAAAUUAUUUCAUCAGAUUGCUGGGAUAUUUGAGCACUUCGAGGCUGCGGACAGGCUGGUUGCUUUUCAGCCAGUCAAAAACAACCUUAGCGUCGAGUUGAGACGAAUGGAUUUAGACUUUACCGUUAAUGGGAAUGGCAAUUUACUCUGCAGACAGCUACGCUCGGAGGUAGAUCCAAACCAGGAUGCGGGAACAUGGUAUGGCUUGGAAAGCAAGAUUGUUCUUCGUGACGAUGAGAAUCAUCAACGUCGGAGUAUUGUCGUGCCAAUUGGUUCAAUACAGUACCGCCGCCACGAUCCUCACGUACUGGUUAGGGUCGUUAAUGACGGUCGAUAUGGGCGAUACUUGAUCGAUAACACACUGGGGCGGCUGGAAUGUCCGCCAGAGCCACUCCUAGUAUUUACAAAAUCGCAACUACAUGCUUUUACUUCUUUCGCUCUGCCCGAUGCCCUCACAGGACGUACCGGCACCGAGGAGGCUUUGUCGUGCUUAGCAUCUGCGCAAAGCCAGCCUUGGACUCUUCUGGGCCCUGCUCAGUGUGUACCCCUUCAAACCAUUGCGAGACUUACACCAGUGAGGAAGUACUAUCCUUCGCAUUUGAAACGACAGCAAGACGUCACCUGGGACGAAAACCUGACGACGACCAUUCAACACGAUCAAUACCGACCUGCCAUUGAGAAUAUUCUGGCAAAGGCGGAGAGGCUCUCUAUGUUUACAUCGCACGAUAUCCAUCGGUUGGAACUGGAACCAGGUGGUGCCGCCUCUUUAAGAGAGAGGAGCUACAUUCGACGUCAUCGAUUCGAACGACCGGACGCCUUUCCAAGACCAACAUUCGCCUCGAUAGGCUCUGGCGAUGCAUCGUAUGACAGCCGAGACAAACUGGAACGGAACAGUGCCACAGGCAAUGUAUUCGAAAUUAUUAAUCUCCUUCACACUAGUCCCUCGCAUAUUUGCACCACUACAAACCUGGCCCAACUUCUUGAUGGAAUUCCGUACAUUAAAGGGUAUAUUGCGAGGUUUCAGAGUCCUCAGCUCAGCGACCUCCUUGAUCUAGACAUCGGCGAAGAAUGGGGAAGACUGUUCAUGCUGUGCCGCGACUCCAAUGGUCUACACAUGGAGUCUAUGUUCACGUUGGGUACCCUGGCAUUCGCGGACAAUGCAAACAUGAGCCUUCUUCGAAGUCUGGCUGCGAUCUGCAUCUUGAAGGAUGCUAAAGACCUCGACCUCCCACUCCAUACUGGGUAUUCUAGAUUUCGAUUAGACGAAAAGCCUACACAAGAAUCUCUCAAAGCAUCAAUAGGCCGGUAUCCUGAGAUACUUAGGGAUGGUGCAAAUCUUGGCAGGCCAUACAAUUCUUCAACCGAAUCUGAAAGCUUCUGUAGUAAUGAGUGCUAUGCACUCGCAAAUAAGCUCCUACGGCAGUGGCCGUGUCGACGACCCUCCAACGUCACGCUAACCGCAACCCAUAUUGACGUCAAUAAGGCCGUUGACAUGGUCCGAACAGAGUGGCUGCGACUCUUCGAGAAUUUUGAAUUGUCACAGAAUCUUCUGGCGAUCCAAAGGGUUCUCAACCAAUAUCAGAGAAGAUCCAAUCCGGUCGCCUCGAACAUGCCUUCGCCACGUCGUCUACGAUAUUCCGCUCCGUCCCGGGGUCUGGAGAUUCCCACAGUAUCUAGCCUUCUUUCAAAGAAUGGCCCGAUAUUAUAUCCACUGAAAUCUUCUCCAUGGCCUACCUUGCCAAGACGAGAACAAUUUGUGCAGCCAGCGAUUGAUUACACUGAGCAUGCAUCGAAUGACACAGCACCACAAAAAACAAGAGACUCACAUGAGGCUGAGGAGCUUUCAAGCAUACUGACAAAGUUGGGUUCUUCGAGAUCUGCUGUACGAAACGCAUACGCGAGGGAUAUGAAAGAUAGUUUAACGGCGUUUCAACGACAAUCCACAGAGCAUGACAUGGUAGAAGUAAUUCCCACUCCCGCUAAUCUUCCGGCUAUCAUUUUAGAAGCCCAAGGUCAAUUGACAGACCAGCUUGCGGAAAUAUGUACCCUCUUUAUCGCCAACGAUGCGCGGUAUAAAUGGCUCCAUGCAGGCCAAUUAUGGCCCUGCACUACCCCGGUAAUCGUGCUUGAACAGCUUAGAUCGACAAACAAGUGUCACUUUGGUCCAGGAAUGAAGGAUGCUCUCUUAAGCUACGGCCUGUCAAUAACUCAUUUGCAACGGCUUUUACGAAUCCAAGAUGCUAGCCUCAAGAACGAUGUACAGCGUCUGCAAGACGAGUAUAACAAUCGUGGGCAUGAAAACUGGGAGCCCAGUGAAUUCCCCGAUUGGCUGCUAAUGGAGAUCGAAGCAAACAUGCUUAUCCGAAAGGUUCAAGUAGCCGUUGCGCGAGCAACAAUACUUCCCGAGUCUAAAUCCAAUUCCGUGCUUCAAUUGAACAUGGGUCAAGGAAAGACGUCAGUAAUUAUGCCCAUGGUGGCAUGUGUUCUGGCCAAUGGCCAUAACCUUGCACGCUUGAUUGUACCCAAGGCUCUGUUGUUACAGACUGCACAAACGAUUCAAUCACGCCUAGGAGGCCUCGUUGGCCGCGAAGUCUACCAUAUUCCCUUCUCUCGGAAAUCACCAACACAGGUUGAAUUUGUUCAAGACUACAAAGCUCUACAUAUGGAGUCAUUGCGUAAAUGUGGCAUUGUUCUUACCACGCCGGAACACUUGCUUUCUUUCAAGCUUUGUGGGAUUCAGUGUCUCUCUGACUCGCGCCUAAAGUCGGCCAGACAUAUGAUAUCUAUAAAAGACUGGCUCACAAGGGUUUGUCGUGAUGUUGUAGACGAAUCGGAUUUCUCGUUGGCUGUUAAGACGCAGCUGGUUUAUCCAAGCGGAACCCAGCUACCGCUAGACGGUCAGCCUUAUCGAUGGAAGAUUGCUCAUGCUUUAUUGAACCUAGUGAAGGAGUAUUUACAGGACGCCCAAAAGGAAUUCCCCUCAAGCGUUGAGCUGGUAAAUCGUGCCAAUGAUGGUUUUCCGUUGAUUCAUAUAUUCCGACCGGAUGUGGAAUUCUUCAUCAACCAGAGGCUGGCCGACGAUCUGUGUUCAGGUCGAACAUCAAUCCUUCCCACACCAGCUGUGGGUUGUCAACAAGCUGUUCGGAGUUUUAUUGCUAACAGUGCAGUUGACCAGUCCGUGGUUACAGCUGCGAUGGAGGCAUUUGUUGACCCGGUGGCUAUUGACAAAAUGUUUCUUCUUCGCGGGCUACUCGGCCAUGAUAUCCUUCUGCAGUGCCUAAAAAAGAGAUGGAAUGUUCAAUAUGGCUUGGAUCCCAAGAGGGAUCCUGUCGCGGUCCCAUUCCAUGCUAAAGGGGUCCCUUCCGAACAAGCUGAAUGGGGCCACCCUGAUGUCGCAAUAGUGCUCACAUGCCUGUCAUUCUAUUAUAGUGGUGUUACGAUCGAGCAGCUACGCCAGUCUCUGCAACAGCUCUCUGACUCCGAUGAUCCAUCCAGCGAAUAUGACCGCUUGACCCAUGAUGUAAAAACCUUACCAGAGCCUCUACAGCACUGGAACUUGAUUAGUAUUGACGACGAAGGCCAGCUUCGCGAGGUCUGGAACCAUGUACGUUACUCUGUGACUGUCAUCAACUACUUUUUGGAUCAUAUGGUGUUUCCAAUUCAUGCAAGGCAGUUUUCACAAAGACUGCAAAUGUCCGGAUGGGAUAUCCCACUAUUUACUACCGAGAGAAAUUCGACGCUAUGCCAGGAAUCCAUGUCAGGCACAUUGACCACUGGAUUCAGUGGCACGAAUGACAACCGGGGGCUUCUUCCCCUGACGAUCCGACAGAAUGAUCUGCCAGAGCUAUUUCACACAAAUGCAGAGGUUUUAACAUACCUGCUGCAGCCGCGGAAUCGACUAUAUGUGCCUGCCACACACUCAGACGGUAAACGCUUAUCUGAACUCCAAUUCAUCAAGAUGCUCCACGAGAUGCGCAUCCGUAUCCUUAUAGAUGCCGGAGCACACAUUCUGGAGCUGGACAACAAAAGCUUUGUGCGGAAAUGGAUGGAAAUUGAUCAUCGUGCUCCAGCAGCGGUUUAUUUUGAUUCAGGUAGUAAGCCUUGGGUUGUAGACCGCAACAACAAAGAGGUCCCCUUAUUAGCGUCACCAUUUGCGGGUAACUUAGAUGGCUGCUUGGUGUAUUUAGAUGAAGCCCAUACGCGCGGCACCGAUUUGAAGUUUCCCCCAUUAGCGAAAGGAGCACUGACACUGAGUCUCGGUCAAACUAAGGACCAAACGGUUCAAGCUGCAAUGAGGCUCCGUCAACUAGGGAAGUCACAAUCUGUGGUGUUCAUUGCCUCGCCAGACGUUCAUCAAAGUAUCCUAGAUGUUGGACAGAAAACAUGCACCAACAAACUAGACUCGGCAGAUGUCGUAGCUUGGCUCCUUGAGCAAAGCUGCUGCAGUAAUGAAAACCUACAAAGAUUAUAUCUCACCCAGGGAUACGACUUCUGCCGUCGGCUCCAAGCUGCUUCAACAUACAAAAACAUUCUUUCGGACCGGCGCCACCAACAAGCUUUCCUAGUUGAGAUAAUACAUCAGGAGCAGCAGACACUAAAACAAUUGCCAAAUAUUAUCCAAGAGUUCCUCAGUGAACUGGACCAGCAGCGUCUUGACCUUGAUACUAGUGGGGUGUCUGCACUCCUAGAAUUUACAGAGGUCGAGCAGGAACGUGAACUUGAGGCACAGGUCGAGGAGGUUCGGGAAGCCCAACAUCCUGUCUUCUUCCAGCCGCUGGAAUUUCCCGGACUCCAACCAGCGGUGCUCAACUUUGCCACCACUGGAGAACUUCGAGGCACCAGUGGGUAUGAGCCAGCUUUUGCUGCACUACAACGAACAGCAUUAGGAAGGAAACACGGAGUCCGCGGUGUGGGAAAAUCGAAACUAUACGUUUCCACCGAAUUCACCAGGACUAUCGUUAGUGCGAGACAUGGUGACUGGUUAGAUGACUUCCUUCGUCCCAUCCACUGGAUCUUGUGGAGCCCCAUUACAAACACAGCUCUUGUUGUUAUACCGGAGGAAGCGGAAUGCCUUAUCCCAACAUUGAGAAUGCAGAAGACGCCGGCAACGCAUCUUCUCGUCUACGCCGCACCAUUCACUAGGAAAAUGACGCUAUUCAAUCAAUUAGAUUUCUACGCAGUCCCACCGCUGAAGGGCGACAAUCGAUUCCCAACAUCCUUGAGAAUAGAACUCGGGAUCUUAUCUGGGCGUCUCUACCUCGAUUUUGAGGAGUACAGAGAGACGCUGCAGUACCUAAGUAUAGCUAGUACUUCCGCUACUGAUGCAGGAAUAUCAGACAAUCCUGCAAUGGCUGAACGCGGUGCGUUUGCAGAUAACUCUCUCGGAUUUUUGCAAGAGUGGUUGGCCGUCACUAGAAAGGGUCGGGAGUUUGGGCAUACCCCUGCGGGCUACAUUUGUCAAGGACGACAGCUUUCCAAAAGUCAUUCGGUCUUCAAAUGGAGCACAAAGACCACACUCAUAGCUGAAGAGUUCUCCAGGCUACAGAUCAAUGACGAUGAUACGAGCCUAAACGGACACGAAGACAGUGAAAUAUUUGACUAG